This is a messenger RNA of Sclerotinia borealis F-4128, 2160 nucleotides long. NCBI's taxonomy places the organism in Eukaryota, Fungi, Ascomycota, Leotiomycetes, Helotiales, Sclerotiniaceae. The record is from the annotation of a GenBank genome assembly.
AUGUCUCUCUAUUACGAGGCAGCUGAAGUUCUUACCGCCCCUAGUAAUCAAGGCGGUAGCUUGAGAUCAAGAAUUUUCAACAAGAAAGAUUUAAAAUCACAACCAGCACAGGUUUAUGCUCUGGCCAUAGAAACCUGCAAGUGGAGUCCUAUUCUAAAGGAAGUUAUCGAAAAUGCCGAUUUAUUGCGUUUAGAGCUAAAGUUGACCUCAGCCAUGUCUCUUCUGCUCGUACAUGACUUAUUGCUGGCCAAAAGAGGAGUUGCUUUGCCAGCCACUCAUGGAUUACGAGCCUCUGUUGAACGUCACAGGGGUAGAUUAACAUCCGAGUUGACCAAGGCAAGACUUCGAAGGAAAAUGAGUACAAUCGAAGUUCUAAAAGCCCAUGUCGAAACUGGUCAGGAGAAUGUAACAGAUACAUCCGAAGCACCUUACCCUCGUUGGAUUCGCAUCAACACUUUAAAGACUACUCUUGAGGACCAACUCGAAUCUACUUUCACUGGAUUUGAACGUGCAGCAACAAUUAAUGCCGUUAGACACCGGGGUUCUAAACGCUUAUAUAUCGAUGUUCACAUACCAAAUCUCAUUGCUAUAUCUCCAAACACUGAUCUUUCCAAGAGUGAAGCAUAUAAGUCUGGGGCAAUCAUCUUCCAGGACAAAGCAUCAUGUUUUCCGGCAUACCUUCUUGACCCUCUUGCUGAAGAUGGUAAUAUUAUUGACUCGUGCGCAGCACCUGGCAACAAGACUACUCAUAUUGCCGCUAUUCUGGUCGAUCGACUUCCGGCACCAGAAGAAUCUACUCAGGUUAUUCACGCCUUUGAGAAGAAUAAAGGACGAGCUGAAACUCUGGAUAAGAUGGUUACCUUAGCAGGGUCGAAUGCGUUCACUACUCUUCAUGCCGAACAAGACUUCUUGAAGACUGAUCCCAAUUCCCGUGCAUACAAGAAUGUUGGUGCUUUGUUAUUGGAUCCGAGUUGCUCGGGAAGUGGUAUUGUCGGUAGGGAUGAUAUGCCUGAGUUACAUCUACCAGGUACCAAGCAAUUCAACAUCAAACCUUACAGUUAUAAAAAGCAGCCGAAGAAGGCACCGGAGCCGGUGGAAACAAACAAGAAACGAAAGCGUGAAGAUGAUGGAGAUGCGUUAGAAGUUUUGGUUGAUGAUGACGGUGCCAUCACUGCCGUUGAUACCGAGGCCGAGCUCAAGUCUAGGUUAAAAGCCCUUGCAGUAUUUCAACUCGAACUUCUUCUCCAUGCAUUCAAGUAUCCUGCUGCCCGAAAGAUCACCUACUCCACUUGUUCUAUUCAUGCCGAGGAAAACGAAUCGGUUGUUCAGAAAGCUUUGGCUUCUGAUAUCGCAAAAGAAAGAGGUUGGAAAAUUCUCCGUCGUGAUAAUCAAAUCAGAGGCAUGAGGGAGUGGCCAAUUCGAGGCUCUGUGGAAGCAUGUGAUGGAAACAAAGUAAUUGCGGAAGGAUGUAUUCGAGCCAACAAAGGGGAUGAGCAUGCUACUAUGGGAUUCUUUUUGGCAGGAUUUGUGAGAGACCAAACAUCAACCGUUGAUCCUGAAGCUGGUCUCUUGCGAGACGAAUCUGGGAAUCUUGUGCGUGAUUUGAUGGGAAUACCGGUCAUAAAUGGUCAGGAUGAUGAAGGAAAAUUGAAGAUCGAGGCCCAAGUGGAACCUGAGGAAUCUCAGGAUCUCACACCGGAAGAUGAUGAUGAGUGGGGUGGUAUCGGGGAAGAGGUUGCACCGACUGUUAAGGGGAAAAAGGAAACGCAAGCAGCCCCGGUCGUAAAGAAGGAGAAAGCCAAGCCUAACAAGGAGAAAGUCAAGCCUGACAACGAAAAAGUCAAGAUCAACAAGGAGAAAGUCGAGCCUAGCAAGAAGAAAGCUAAUCUUAACAACGAGAAAGCUAAGCCUGACAAUGUGAAAGUCAAGCCUGACAAUGAGAAAGUCAAGUCUGACAACGAAAAGAUCAAAAUCAACAAGGAGAAAGUCGAGCCCAGCAAAAAGAAAGCCAAGCUUAAUAACGAGAAAGCCAAGCCCGAUAACGAAAAAGUCAAUAUCAACAAGGAGAAAGUUAAGCCUAACAAGCAUUCUCAUGAUGCCAUUAAGAGGCGUGUCAAUAUGAGUGCAAAGGAUAACAAGCGACAAAAAACAAAGCGAUAA